Molecule: messenger RNA, 1514 nt
Organism: Nymphaea colorata (pocket water lily)
Lineage: Eukaryota; Viridiplantae; Streptophyta; Magnoliopsida; Nymphaeales; Nymphaeaceae
Product: probable carboxylesterase 18
Exons: 2
Coding region: 84-1094 (336 amino acids)
Molecular function (GO): hydrolase activity
Source: RefSeq, a predicted model, not a curated record
AGCACAGAGUGUUCUCUUGCUGCUGGCGCCAUACAGAAGCGGAGACCUGAAAGAGAGAGAGGCCGGAAACUGCCGAUAGCCCCAUGGCGACGUCGAAGGCGGCUUCCCGGAGCAUUCCGUUGGGCACAAGGAUCUUCUGUUCACUCGUGGGGGCGUCGGCUGUCUUGUCCCUUCGGAAGGACGGAACGAUCAAUCGCCGGCUAGUAUGGUUCCUUGACUGGACGUCCUCCGCGAGACGCCGACCAGUGAAGGGUGUCUCCACCGCCGAUUUCACUGUGGACUCUUCUGCCGGCCUCUGGUUUCGCCUAUUCACCCCUACGGAAGUCCCUGCGGGGAAGAAGCUCCCGGUGAUCGUCUUCUUCCACGGCGGAGGCUUCGCUUUGAUGUCCGCCAACUCCAGAGACUUCGUCGCCCUCUGCCGGCGGUUCGCCCGUCGUCUCCAAGCCUUUGUUGUCUCGGUGAAUUACCGCCUUGCGCCGGAGCACAGGUUCCCGACGGCCUACGACGACGCGGAGGCUACUCUGCGCUGGAUCUCGACGCCCGGCCGUCUGCCUGAGUCCGCGGAUCUCGGCCGAUGCUUCCUAGUCGGGGACAGCGCGGGCGGGAACAUCGUCCACCACGUCGGCCACCGCGUAGCAGCUGCCUCGUCCGCGGGAGAGGACUUCCGGCCACUGAAGAUCGCAGGGCACGUCCUGAUCCAGCCGUUCUUCGGCGGCGAGGAGAGACUCCCAUCAGAGCUCCGCCUGAGGAAGGUCCCGAUGGUGACGCUCAAGCGGACGGACUUCAUGUGGCGUGCAUUCCUGCCUGAAGGAGCGAAUCGCGACCAUCCGGCGGCGAACGUCACGGGGCCGAACGCGCCGCCCCUGGCGGAUAUCGGGCUCCCGCCGACCCUCGUGGUCGUGGGAGGGCUCGACCCCCUGCAGGACUGGCAGAGGCGGUACUACGAGGCACUGCGUGAGGCCGGCGUCCAGGCGAGGAUGCUCGACUACCCGAAGGCCAUCCACGCCUUCUACAUCUUCCCUAAGUCGAAGGAAUACCGCGAGUUCAUGGCUGAGAUGAAGUCCUUCAUGGAAGAGCACGGCCGCGGGCUCUGAAGAUCCGACCCAGUACGUUCAUCUCCGCCCGUUCCAGUACGCGGCCGAGAAUUUUGGGUAUCCCUAAAUUCUCGUCUUGCUGAUUUACUCUUAUCAGCUUCUUGGUAAUUCGAGGGACAAUACACAUCAAAGAAGACAUUGAAGAAGACUUGUUGUUGAGGAGUUAUCAUGAGUGUGUCUGUGCUUGUACAGUCUCUAGUUUUCUUGUUUUUGUGUCUAUGAAUGUUGAAUCCUGGUUUUAGUGUCCAUGUGUGCUGAGUCUGUGAACAUGCAGGAUGAAUAUUUGAACAUUUAUUAUUCUUUUUUUUUUUUUUAUCUCGAUGUUGUGGUUUCAUCCCAGCCUAUCGACUGGCUAAGUUUCUAAUGUUGUUGAUGUUUUUGUUAGACAGAUUUAUUCAAUGAGAUUAUUUUGUUGUGUGA